AUGAUUCUACGCCACCUUGGGUGCUGCGACACUCGCUCACUCCGGCAGACGUGCAACAAGGAGCUCGUGGGCAGAUGCAAAGACAGCUUCUACAACAUUGUCGAUCCGACCACCGCUUUCCUCCAGCUUGACGCCGACUUUCCUGCGCGCGCAGUAUCACUUGCAAACUUUGAGCGGUGGAGCGAUCACAUCACCACACUACGCCUCAAGGUCCCGAGAACCGCAUUCUUCUACCAGCUGCAUCAAGGCGCUGCAGCCGCAGCCGGAGCCGACGGCGAUACCUUCUCAGCAAUGUCGGGUACGAAAGAGUUCAAGUCUGCGCGCGCGCUAUUGACGACCCUUCCUCGAUGCAAAGCUGUUCAGAUCCAGCACGACACCCCAAGCAGUGGCUGGCUCCUAUGCGACUACCAAUCCAGUCGACGGGAGGUCCGUGACAAGACCAUGGCUGUCCUGGGCGACGUGUUGCGCGAGAACCUGGAGCAUGGUCUUGUCGGCUUCAUGCUUUCUUCGCACACGCAAUGGUACGAGGAGUACCGCCUAUGCUACUUCGAAGAACAAGAGAAGGAGGCAGAGAAGGAGACAGAGGAAGAAGGUCCACGCACAGAGGAUGAGGAAGAUGGUCGACGCAUAGAGAUGGAGGGAGAUGGCCGACGCACAGAGAAAGAGGAAGAAGACCGGCGCGCAGAGCUGGAGGAAGACGGUCGAUGCGCAGAGAUUGAGGAAGAAGACCGCGGCCAUGAAGAGACAGAAGAUGCAUACGCAGGCCAGUCCCGAGACAUGGUUCGCGAUGAGUAUCGCACACGUGGACUUCCUCGGCCUAUCCCCAAGAAGAAGGCGAACAUUGUGGCGGCCCUGCAGAAGGAUGAUUCGAGGAGAUUGGAGUAG
This is a messenger RNA of Alternaria infectoria, 885 nucleotides long. RefSeq lists its product as uncharacterized. NCBI's taxonomy places the organism in Eukaryota, Fungi, Ascomycota, Dothideomycetes, Pleosporales, Pleosporaceae. Bases 1 to 885 code for a protein of 294 amino acids. The record is from RefSeq and is a predicted model, not a curated record. The transcript has 3 exons.